Columba livia (rock pigeon) is the source of this 3527-nucleotide messenger RNA. Its product is annotated as DGAT1/2-independent enzyme synthesizing storage lipids. The record is from RefSeq and is a predicted model, not a curated record. Gene Ontology annotation, molecular function: acyltransferase activity. Bases 315 to 1307 code for a protein of 330 amino acids. Lineage: Eukaryota; Metazoa; Chordata; Aves; Columbiformes; Columbidae. The transcript has 7 exons.
CCCGCCGGAAGUGCCGGGCGGUGCGUGGCGGUCGCCGUCCGGGCGGCUCGCGCGCCCCCGGAGGCCCGCAGUUCCCCCUCCCGGCCCGGCCCGGCCCGGCCAGUCCGCCGCCGCCUUUGUUCUCUCCGCGCCUCUUGCCGCCUCCUCUGCGCUCGCCCGCCGGCCGCACCGUGCCUUCCCGCCGCAGGGAGCCGCCCUAGCCUGGCCGCCCCGCGGGCACCCGGCCUCCGCGGGGGCGGCGGACGGAUAAGUAAAACCAGGCCCCGGCAGGGACGCGGGGCUGGAGCCGGAGCUGCCGCCGCCAGGGGAAGGAGAUGAUAGGUGAAAAUGAAUCCUGUGUUGCUGGACCAAUACCUGUGUCCUACUUAAGCUGCCUGACUUACAUUCUGAGAGAAUGGACUGGUGUGGAGCACAUUGAAGAUUAUCUGAGUUACACAGUCUACCUUUCGUGGGUGCUUUUUCCACUCGCAGUAGUUUUUCUACUUCCAGGAGUUAUUGUAAUCCUCUUCUACACUUCCAUUCUCCUUCUUCAUAUUUAUAAAAGGAAGAAUGAACUAAGGGAAGCUUAUUCCAGUGAUUUUUGGGCUGGUGCACGGCAAAUGGUGGCUACCCUAUGGGAUGGGCAUGGAAGAAUAUGGCAUGGUUAUGAGCUUCAUGGUACUGGAAACAUUCCUGAAGGACCAGGGCUUAUUGUGUUUUAUCAUGGAGCUACUCCUGCUGACUAUCUCUAUUUCAUGGCUAGACUGCUUAUACAAAAGAAGAGAUACUGCCACGUAGUAGCUGAUCAUUUCGUCUUUGGAGUACCAGGUUUUAAAAUAUUACUUGAUGCACAUGGAGUUAUGCAUGGACCAAAAGAAGAAUGUGUCAGUGCUCUGAAGAAGGGCUGUCUGUUAGCCAUUGCCCCAGGUGGAGUUCGGGAAGCACUCUUUAGUGAUGAAACGUAUAAUAUUAUCUGGGGUAAUCGAAAGGGCUUUGCUCAGGUGGCCAUUGAUGCAAAAGUGCCCAUCAUUCCUAUGUUUACACAAAAUGUUCGAGAAGGCAUUAGGACAUUAGGAGGAAUAAAAAUAUUUAGGUCACUAUAUGAAUAUACGAGAUUGCCAAUAGUUCCUUUCUACGGUGGGUUUCCAGUCAAGCUUCGUACAUUUAUCGGAGAACCCAUUCCAUAUGAACCAAAUAUAACUGCUGAGGAACUAACUGCGAAGACAAAAGCAGCACUCCAAGCUCUAAUAGAAAAACAUCAGAAAAUACCAGGAAAUAUAUUUAGAGCUUUAAUGGAACGAUUUCAGAAACAAAAGAAAGAAGAUUAAGGUCUUCUGAAGAAACUACUGUUUAGUUACAAUUUUCUUAAAGUCAUAUUUGUGACUUGUCCAUUCUUCUAAUAAUAGGUUUUGAAUAUUGUCCUAAUGAUAUUACUGUACAACUUAAAAUAUAUGACACUUUCCCUCACCCUUCCCCCUGUCCAGUAUCAAGCUCAGGAACCCAAACUUAAAUCAUUUAUAAUGGUACAAAGCUUAGUUUUUGAUAAAUGCAUUCCUACCUUGAAAGUGGUUUUUGAGGUUUAUUUUUUUUGUUUCUUUUUGGGUUUUUUAAAGUGACACUACAAGUCUUGAUGUACAUGAUCUCUGGUGGUUUUGGUUUUUUUUUGUUCCCCCACCCCAUGGUUGCUUUAAUAUGAAUGUCAGACCUGCUGUAGAGCAGAAAGACCUGCUGUCUUUCUGCCUUGAUCGUCAUCACUGGAACUAGUUUUGCAGGCCAGAUUCCAUAUUAACGUCAUACAGGAUUUAUGAAAACUUUCUUUAGAUUGUUACUCUCGUGCUGCUGGAAAACAGUCAGCCUUCUGGGACCUGCAGAACCUGUAGCUAUGCCUGCAAAACCUGCGGUGGAAAGUGUUUAGUUUUACUGGGUGAGCUCAGAAAGAGGUUGAAGGAGCGAAAAUUGAUUAGAGAACUGCAGUGAACCAAGGAAAUUUGUUAUGGAAACCACUCUGAUGCAGUGGGUGCGAACUCUACAGCACAGCUGCUGUUCCAAGCUGAGCCAUUUUGGAUAUCUGCCCUUGAGCAGAGUCUUGUCCCAUAUACUUCUCAGUGAAUCUGCAAAUUCUCCUUUGACAGAAUGAGCCAAGCAUUUACAUUUUAAGAAGUGGAAAUGAGAGUACUGUUUGGUAACAUGAGUUCAUAAAGCUUUAUUUUGAAGGGGAGGAAAAAAUGAGUACAACGCUCCUUUAAAAAAUUGUAGCUCCUUUGAAAAACAGGGUAGACAUUCCCACGUACCUUUUAAAUCUACUAUGUAUGUAAACUGUUAAACGUCCAUAUUCUUCAAACUUAGUUAUUUAUGUAACUUAUUAAAUUGGGGUUGAGACAGAAAUCCCAUAUACUUUCCUAAAGUGAAAACAAUUGAAUGAACAGGAAGGAGUUGCAGGAUUGGGCUUUUGUGCAAUUACAGUAAAUUAUAGUAUUAUAUUUUUUCUGAAGUAAAGCCUAUGCUUUUAUUGUCCAAAUAGGAAAUAUCUUAAAUAUUUCUUCUGAUUGUCAGCAAGUUUAAUCGACAGUUCUUAAGCUAACAUCUGGGAGCUCUUUAGUUUUGGGAUGAGAACAGAUUCCUUAAGGAAAGGCGAAAAGAGGUUUUUGCUGUGUUACAUGCUCUACUUUCACUGUUGUUGGGAUUUGGCCUUUUCUUAAAAACAAACAAAUAAACAACCCACAACAAUGAAAAAUCCCCAACUUUUGAAAGAGCAGCUAUAUUCACUUUAACUUUCAUUCCUUCCGCCAUUUAAGCACAUGCUUUGUUUUAUGCCCUUUUAAGUGUAAAUUAGUGUAAUAACAGAAGUGCAUGUGGGUGACACCCUGUGUUAGAAAAUUAUCACUUUAUGGGAAAGAGUCUAUAAAUUAUGGUUUACAAAAAGCAAAAAGUUUACUUAUUUUAUGGUGUUAUAUCAAAAGCAUUUUAUGUGGUGUUGAAUUAUAUUUUUUAAAGUUGGGAAAGAACCAUGUUACAUAAAAGCAAAUGCUUAUUCUGAAGUUUUUUAAAUGACUUGGAUUUUAUUUGAAGGCAAGAUUGGCUUCUUUUUAAUUUAUUGGGAUGUUUUUGAAAAAUAUUAUGUUAACACAGUAUGUCAUUAAAAGUGAUAAUGCCAAAUUCCUACAGCAGAUUAUAACUUAAGUAUGACUUUGUUUUUACUGUCCAUCUUGAGGAUGAUGUAUGUCAGUCUAUAUUGUGAAAUUCUCAAAGGCAGCUCAACAUAUUUUGUGUUGAGGUUGCAUAUAUGUAAAAGAAAACUCAGUCUAAAAGGUUCUAUUAUACAUGAAGAGACCUUUGUGAUCUGAGAUAUUGUAAAAUUAUUUUACUAAGUGUGUGGGCUGUUUGAUGCAGUUUUGUCCCUUUAAGUAUUCAAAGAUUAGUAUAAAAAAUGAAGGGCAGUAUUGGUACUCUUUAAAUCUUCAUUUUUGUAUAGACCUUUCAUAUUUAUUUCUAUAUAUAAACUAAUGUAUAGAAGACACCUUUCAAAUAAAAUUGACAAGUGGAACAGG